Molecule: messenger RNA, 6917 nt
Organism: Epinephelus moara (kelp grouper)
Lineage: Eukaryota; Metazoa; Chordata; Actinopteri; Perciformes; Serranidae
Gene: pcxb
Product: pyruvate carboxylase b
Exons: 27
Coding region: 496-4035 (1179 amino acids)
Biological process (GO): pyruvate metabolic process; gluconeogenesis
Cellular component (GO): cytoplasm
Molecular function (GO): metal ion binding; ATP binding; pyruvate carboxylase activity
Source: RefSeq, a predicted model, not a curated record
AGAGAUUAAUAGGGAGUAGGCAGGCGCAGUAGCAGACUCCCAUAUCCGCCAGACGGAGACGGACGGUGCCAGCUGCUAGCUAAGUUAGCUAUAGUACACAGUUAGCAACUAGCUUCUGAGUCUUAGCUGCUUUACCACAUAUGAGGGACUGAGCAGGAGUGUAUGUGCGUGUGUGAGUGACAGCGUGUGUGUCGACGCUUUGAACGCCCGCUCGGCCGUCCCGAAGUCACUCCUUGUGUUUGUGUGCACCUGAGAGUGAGUGUGUGUGCAGGAGAGGGAGAGAGAGAGAGAGAGUGAGUGUGUGUGUGUGUAUAUAAACUCCCCUAUCUUCCUUUUCCUGUUCCGAGCAGCAGCGUGCCUGUGAUUGUGUGUGUGAGGUUAGCACGCAGAGAAGCACACAUAAACACACUCUGAUAGUCGACUGUUUACAAUCGGUGUCCGGUUACUUGCCAGCGGAUUCACAUCAUUUACUGACACCGGCACAGCACCAGCAUAAUGCUGAGGUACACUGUAGUCCGAGGAGGCCUUGGCCUGUUGGCUGUGAGGAGGGCGUGUCUUUCCCCCCGCUUCGCCCACUCUGCCCCGAAGAACGAGUAUCGACCAAUCAAGAAAGUCAUGGUGGCCAAUCGAGGUGAAAUCGCCAUCCGUGUGUUCCGAGCCUGCACAGAGCUGGGGAUUCGAACUGUGGCUAUCUACUCUGAGCAGGACACUGGACAAAUGCACAGGCAGAAGGCAGAUGAGGCUUACCUGGUUGGCAAAGGCCUCGCACCUGUUGCAGCAUACCUGGACAUUCCUGACAUCAUCAAAGUAGCCAAGGACAACAAUGUGGAUGCUAUCCAUCCAGGCUAUGGUUUUCUCUCUGAACGGUCAGACUUUGCCCAGGCCUGCGCAGACGCAGGAGUGAUGUUUGUAGGACCAACCCCAGAAACAGUCCGCAAGAUGGGAGACAAGGUGGAGGCUCGUGCCCUGGCCAUCAGUGCAGGUGUACCUGUGGUCCCAGGAACAGAUUCCCCCAUUGCCAGCCUACAGCAGGCGCAGGUGUUCGCCCAAACUUACGGGUUCCCCAUCAUCUUCAAAGCAGCCUACGGAGGAGGAGGUCGCGGCAUGAGGGUGGUCAGAGAGUAUGAGGAACUUGAGGAGAAUUACCAGCGGGCCUACUCUGAAGCCCUGACGGCUUUUGGGAAUGGAGCCCUGUUUGUUGAGAAGUUUAUUGAAAAGCCAAGACACAUUGAAGUACAGAUCCUUGGCGAUAAAUAUGGUAAUGUCAUCCACCUCUACGAGAGAGACUGCUCCAUUCAGCGGAGACACCAAAAGGUUGUAGAGAUUGCUCCGGCUUUCCAACUGGACCCUCAUCUGAGAGCCAGACUUCACGCUGAUGCCGUUAACCUCGCCAAACAGGUGGGCUACGAGAACGCAGGGACUGUGGAGUUCCUGGUCGACAAACAUGGCAAACACUACUUCAUUGAGGUCAACUCUCGACUCCAGGUGGAACACACGGUCACCGAAGAAAUCACUGAUGUGGACCUGGUGCAUGCCCAGCUGCAUGUGUGUGAAGGCCGCAGCCUGCCAGAACUGGGCCUCAAACAAGAUAAGAUCAGGGUGAACGGCUGUGCGAUCCAGUGCAGAGUGACGACUGAAGACCCUGCCAGAGGCUUCCAACCAGACACCGGAAGGAUUGAGGUCUUCCGAAGCGGUGAAGGCAUGGGCAUCCGCCUGGACAGCGCCUCAGCUUUCCAAGGUGCUGUGAUUUCGCCCCAUUAUGACUCCCUGUUGGUGAAAGUCAUCGCCAGUGGAAAGGACCUGCAGACAGCAGCUUCCAAGAUGAGCCGAGCCCUGGCCGAGUUCAGAGUGCGAGGGGUCAAGACCAACAUCCCGUUCCUCCAGAAUGUCUUUAACAACCACCAGUUCCUCCACUCCACCGUGGACACCCAGUUCAUCGACGAGAACCAGGAACUCUUCAACCUCAAACCCACUCAGAACAGAGCCCAGAAACUACUGCACUACCUUGGUCAUGUGAUGGUAAACGGACCAACCACACCUAUCCCAGUCAAGGCUAAGCCUUCCUCCAUAGACCCCGUCAUCCCUACUGUCUCCAUGGCCGACCCACCAGUAGGUUUCCGUGACGUGUUGCUGCGUGACGGUCCUGAGGGAUUUGCUAAGGCUGUCCGUGCACACCAAGGUCUGCUGCUGAUGGAUACCACCUUCAGGGAUGCCCACCAGUCUCUCCUGGCAACUAGGGUUCGGACCCACGACCUGAAGAUGAUCUCACCAUUCGUCAGCCACAACUUCAACAACCUUUACAGCCUGGAGAACUGGGGAGGUGCUACCUUUGAUGUGGCCAUGCGCUUCCUGUCGGAGUGCCCGUGGAAGAGACUCCAGGAGCUGAGAGCUUUGAUCCCAAACGUUCCUUUCCAGAUGCUGCUGAGGGGGGCCAACGCCGUGGGCUACACCAACUACCCUGACAAUGCAGUCUUUAAGUUCUGUGAGGUAGCCAAGGAGAACGGCAUGGACAUCUUCCGCGUGUUUGAUUCCCUGAACUACGUGCCAAACAUGCUGCUGGGCAUGGAGGCUGCUGGAGCAGCAGGUGGCGUAGUAGAGGCUGCCAUCUCGUACACAGGCGACGUCUCUGACCCCAUGAGGCAGAAGUACUCUUUGGAUUAUUAUGUGAAGCUGGCAGACGAGCUUGUCAAAGCAGGAACCCACAUCCUCUGUAUCAAGGAUAUGGCCGGCCUGCUGAAGCCAGAGGCCAGCAAGCUUCUGAUCGGCGCUCUGAGAGACCGUUUCCCGGACAUACCCAUCCAUGUGCACACACACGACACAGCUGGAGCUGGCGUCGCUGCCAUGCUGGCUUGUGCUGAGGCUGGAGCUGACGUCGUGGAUGUGGCUGUUGACUCCAUGGCUGGGAUGACCUCUCAGCCCAGCAUGGGAGCCAUUGUUGCCUGCACCAAGGGGACUAAGCUCGACACCGGCAUUGCUCUGGAGAAGGUGUUUGACUACAGUGAAUAUUGGGAAGUAGCCAGAGGCCUGUAUGCUCCAUUUGACUGCACGGCCACCAUGAAAUCUGGCAACGCUGACGUCUACGAGAACGAGAUACCCGGAGGACAGUACACCAACCUUCACUUCCAGGCUCACAGCAUGGGACUGGGAAAUAAGUUCAAGGAGGUGAAGAAGGCCUAUACCGAAGCCAACAAACUACUAGGAGACCUCAUUAAGGUGACUCCAUCCUCUAAGAUCGUGGGUGACUUGGCCCAGUUCAUGGUGCAGAACAACCUGACCAGGGCAGAAGUGGAGGAGAGUGCAGAUGAAUUGUCCUUCCCCCUGUCUGUGGUCGAGUUCCUGCAGGGAUACAUCGGGAUACCACAUGGAGGAUUCCCAGAGCCGCUCAGAUCUAAGGUGCUGAAGUCCCUGCCCCGUAUCGAGGGUCGUCCCGGCGCCUCUCUGCCACCCAUGGACUUCAAGGCCCUGGAGGAGGGGCUCCGAGCUGCACACGGUGAUGACAUCACCCCUGAGGAUGUGAUGUCAGCAGCCAUGUACCCCAAGGUGUUCCAGGAGUUCAAGGAGUUUACUGCUAACUUUGGUCCAGUGGACUGUCUCAACACCAGGCUGUUCCUGGAUGGACCCAAGAUCGCCGAGGAGUUUGAGGUGGAGCUGGAGAGAGGGAAGAUCCUCCACAUCAAGGCGCUGGCACUGGGUGACCUGAACAAAGCCGGCCAGAGAGAAGUCUUCUUUGAGCUCAACGGACAGCUGAGAUCUGUGCUGGUUAAAGACACUGUCGCCAUGAAGGAAAUGAAGUUCCAUCCCAAGGCACAGAAGUCAAUCAAGGGUCAGGUGGGAGCACCCAUGCCUGGAAAGGUCCUGGAGGUCAAAGUGGAAGUGGGAUCCAAGGUGGAGAAGGGUCAGCCGCUGUGUGUCCUCUCGGCCAUGAAGAUGGAGACCGUGGUCAACUCCCCGAUGGCCGGUACCGUUAAGGCUGUCCAUGUCACGCCCGACUCCUCCCUGGAGGGAGAUGACCUGAUACUGGAAAUCGAGGAAUAGAGUGAGAGGGCGGAGAGAGGGAGGGAAGGGGAGUAGUAGUAGUAGAAGGGAGUUAGAUCAUUUGAUUCUGGAAAUGGCGAGGUUGAGGAACAGGGGGAGAUUGAGAAAGAAAAAAAAGAAGAGGAAAAACAGGAAUUCCUUUGGUUAAAGACAGCUCUUAUCUGUGGCAGUACUAUGAGACAUUUUGGCCCCCAAUUUGUACAUAUUUCAUUUGGUUACACUGGGGAUACAAAAUGAAGCACAGCUCUACACAUAUCCAGACACCUAAAGGGCGUAAAUAGUAGAUAUGACAAUCCUUAAGUAUCUUAAUUCAGUGGGAAUUCCUUAUUGAAUUAUACCACUAAUGAAACUAAAUUAUUCCCUAGGUGUAGUGAUUAGGUCAAAAACAGUAUAUCUCUUAAUGUUCUGUGAAACUUGUGAAAAACAGUUUAGAAAAACAUUAUAUAUUUGAAUUAUGAUACAUUCCAUUACUUAAAUGUUUUAAAUGUGAUGUAUAACAAAAUGAGCUAACCAUGAUGUGUAAGACUAACAGGGUCGUAACAUCUACUUGCAUUAAAUGCCACAAUUUCCAUUUCUAUGCUGUUGGUGUUGCCUAAUAUAUAUUCAAAGUGACUAGGUGAAACUUUAUAUUAAUGACUACUAAAUGUUUUUCCUUUUAAUCAGAGGGCUCAGACUGACAAGGAUAGACUUGAGGAUGUAUUAUCAAAUCACUUUUUCAUACGGGAACAAUGUUUUUCAUUGUUUUGCUGGCUUGCCAUUGCAAGACAUUAUCAAUCUUUGACAUUAGUCACGGUGCAUUUUCAGAAUGUGUAAUCACUGACAGCAUUUAGACACUUUCUUUUUCAUAUGUAAAUAAUUAUCAGUUUUUUUUUGAAAGACAAAGUACACAGGGGCUGAAAGAAAGAAACCACAAUAUUUUCCCCAACCUGCUUUACAUAUGUUGCCACAAAAAAAUCUAUAUUUUCACAGAAAGAGAAGCACAACAAAGCAGGUGGCACAGUUUAAGGUUUAACAGGGGCACAGAUGUACAUGCCAGAAACACCCAGUGUUGCACCAAAGUAAAAAAUGUGUUCUGUUGCUGUAUCAGUAACAGUAGAUGGUUUAUUUUUUGAAAGAUCUGCACUGGUGUUAAAUGUUUUCCCAUUCACACCUGUCUGUUAAAUCCCAAAGCCAUAAGCACGUUGUAGAGACAUUGUUGAAAUGAAGCUGUAGGCCAUGUUGGAAGGAUUACAGAUGUGAUUUUUACAAAGUCCCUCUGUUAUAGUUGAUUUAAAUGCAGCUUUCUUAAUCCAAAGCCAGCUCUACAGUGGCCCACUAAAACCAACUGAGCUCUAUCUGCUGGAUCAUUUUAGAGGUGUAAAGUCACAGAGUCUUAAGGUGGCAUUUGAGCCUUUUCUAGUUUAACAGUGAGUGUGAUGUUGGAAAAGUUGUCAGAGGAGCAGUUCCAGCCUGUCUGUUCAGAACCGGGCAGAUUAUGGUGAAUAGUCUCCUGACUGCAUGGGGAUUUUAAUGCUAGGUGUAAAUGGGAUUACAUGGUGGUGUAAUGGAGGCAUGUGGUGUUAUUUUCUGAGGCUCUGCUGAUUAAUUUAUGAAUUAAUUCUCUGUCAAAUGACGUGAAAUUAGCCGGACUAAUAAGAGACUCUAGAGACUCCCAGUAGCAGCACUCGGCUUUAUAUUUCUAAUGCGUGCAUGCGGGUGUGUGUGUUUGCAUAAAUGAGUCUGUAUGUAAGUAUGUAUGUUCGUGUGUCAGUGCAAAGCAUAUUUGAAGACAGUCAAUCAGUCCCCAUUAUGCUGCACAGAGCAGAAAACACAUUCUAGAUUAAAUUAAAUAUUCAUACACGUACACACACAGUGAUGCAAAAAUACUCCCAGUCCUCAAGUGCUGCCUGCAUCACAAGAAAACCAAAUGCACCUCACGGUACUGUGGCUACACCUCCACACUGUAUCCAAAACAUUUAACAGCAAAGCAGCAACAGAUGAUGGGAGUUAAAACUCUCACAAGAUUCAACUGUGUCUUUACUCAGUUUUCCACCUAUAUCAGAACCUGAAAGUGAUCUAUGCCGAACUGAAUGUUAAGCUAUGCUGACCAGGGGAAGUCGACAGUGAACCAACAGGAAAUCAAAUAAGAUGACAUAUCAGUUACAGUAAGAAAGCAGUGUCACAAACUCCUUGUAAUACAGUGAAGCAUGACGUGUUUGGGACAGCGAGCCAGAAUAGACGCACUACAACUGCUUAUUUUCCUACAACAUCCGUGCAGCCUCGACAGGAAACAUCGAUCGUAACACCAAACUGAAGUUUGUACUUGGCUGAAUCGUUUCCAGGAUUUUUGCUCCAUUACCUCUGAGAACAAGUCCCCUUCUGAUCUAUGCAUCAAUACUGAGCAGCAAUGCUGUCAUUAAUUAGACCACUGAUAUGUCUCCUCACUCUCCCCAGCCCACUCCCAUGCCUCACUGUACAUCCUGGUUUUAUCUGUAUUUGAAAUAAUUUGAAAGAGAUGAAGUGGUGGAAUUGUAUGAAUGAGUGUUUUUGACAAGCUGUCGCACAAUAAUGUAAAGUUCCCUCCUCCUCCUCCUCCUCCUCCUCCUCCUCCUCUCCUUACUGGCUCUCCUUGUUUAUCCACUUUUCCUGCCUCAGCCAUCUAUCCAAUUAUCCAUCCACCUUUUCAUCAUGUUUCCUCUCCAUCCCCCUCUCCCUUUCUCCCAACAGUGUAAAUUUGCACAUGUAAGAUGAUGGCUACAACUCAUGCAAUAAUGUAAACUGUAUCGCAGUGUUUCUCUGUCUAAGCCAGCAGUGAUUCUAACAACCGUGCUUCUGACAAUGUACUACUGUUCAAUGUUUGAGGGGUGAAAAAAAACCCCAGAAUAAAUUGGAGAAAAAGUAGA